UAGAUAGAAGAGAGGAAGAAGAGGAAAAAGCGGAGGUGGAGGAGGAGAAACAGGAGGAAGAAAGGUAUCGCGUAGCCACAGAGAGUGCGCACAGUCCACCGUAUACUCGGCAUGGACCGUCAGUACACCCUCUGCGUACUUGUACCGCACAUUACGGCACAGCAGUACCGUAACUACGUGAAUAAUUAUCAUCAUCAGCAGCAACAAGCGCAGGAGCAGCAACAGAGAAAUUUGCAACCUCCAUCAUAUCUUCAGUAUCAGCAGCAACGCUUAAUUCAGCAGACACAGCAACAGCAACAACAAGAACAAAUCUACGAGAACGUCGUAUCUCAAUAUCGCAUGAAAAUGUGCUAUCAUAAUGAUUACGAGAACGACGAGCAGAUACAAAGAUUCUACUGGGAGCAGUGUUAUAAGCGCAACGAUACCGACACUACAGCGUAUUACUACUGCGAAUAUGCGAAGAAGGAGAUUUAUGACGUAAAACAUCAGAGGCUCUGCCUGGCUCAGGAUGAGUACAAUCACCUCAAUAACGCCUUAACCACCCUUGGCGCAUCGCGUACAAGUUUGUGUUCCAGCUCGAGUUCCUUGAGUACCAAAUAUGACCCUGACCUGCUUAAAUCAGACGUGGCACUUGCAAGGAGUCGAGUUUCUCGAUUAAAACGAGAACUCGAGCAAAUUCGAGCGGAGAUGAAUUGCACGCAACGAGGAGUAGAUACUCUCGCCAGUGUGGAACAAAAAUUGAGCACCCAUCAUGGGGGAUGCUACAAUAUUAUGGAAGCGCAAGCGAUCAUGACGGAGCUUCGCAACAUUCAAAAGUCCUUAAGCUCGGGCGAGAAAGAGAAGGCUGAGCUGAUGCAAUCCCUGGCACAAUUAAAGGAUGAACUAACAAGGUUGCAACUAUGCGAGGGCAGUCCGGAAGCUAGCACGCUUAGCUUGCCACAGGAGAAGCUCAGUACGGCCUCCCAAACUGAUCUCUCGGGCGAGCUGGUACCGAUCGGUACUCGGCUGGCCGAGAUGGCACGUAUGAGGUUGCAAUAUGAUGAGGCAAGAAAACAGAUUCAGCAUAUACAACAACAGUUGGCGGAUCUCGAAGAAAAAGUGACGCCGGGGCAAACUGAGAGCGACAAGGACAAGCUGUUAUUAUUCCAAGAAAAGGAACAGUUAUUGAGGGAAUUACGUAGCAUUACUCCACGCACGAGAACGCAACAGGACAUGAAGAAGAUCCAAUUGGAAAUUCGCAGACUCGAGCAAGAUCUUAAUACUGCGUUUGAACUUUCAAAUAAAACCAUCACCGAUCGCGUACGGCUCCACGAAGAGAAGCAACUGCUGCUGCAGCAACUUAGAAACGCGCUGCGCUCAAUGGCAAUGUUGGAGGGUCAAUUGAAAACUUUGAGCGCUAGUACGUUGUCGGUGAGCAGUAGUUCCAGUCUUGGUAGUCUCAGCACGACUAGUAGCAAAGGUUCUCUCAGUUCUGGACUUAGCUUCACGGAUAUUUACGGUGGUCCGCAGUGUCUGGGAUCGGCCAGUUUACAGCAAGAACGACCAGUCGAUAUGGUUGACCUCCACAGACGUGUUGAAAGACUGUUGCGCGGUUCCGAACAAAGUAAUCUCGUCGGAACACCUUCACCCGGCAGAUCUCAGCCCAGUCUUUCCCCAAGAUCGAGUUUGUCCAGUGUAAGCCCGCCGGUAUCGCCGUUGUAUGAAAAUGCGCCGAUGGGUCCGCCGCCCGCCUAUGAACAGAUAGAACAGCAAAGGAGGCAAUAUCAGAGAACAGCGGCACCUGCAGCGACGACAACGACAACAACAAUGGCAGCGAUUAGCAGUACUGCUACGUCUCACCUGGACGGGAAUCAAUUAGAAGACCGUUUAUCGGAGUUCAGAUUUAGUCAGCAACAAGGAGUAGCGUCACAACAAGAACAGCCGUGCUCCAUCAAUACGCAGGAUCGUUUGAAACUCGUAGUCGGUCCCCAUCCGCCCGUCGAGCUGCAAUCGAGUAAUAUGUCUCAGGGCAGUGGCUUGGGCAGGCCUAGCGCGAGCGGCACGCAGAUGCAACUGCAACAGGUACCACCAUCGUCCCUGCCGCAGGAGCCACUCCCCUUAUCGCCAAUCAGCGAAACGCCACCGCCUACUGGGAUCAGGUCGAGAGCCAGUAGUUCCGGUACCAACACUAGAUCCGUCUCCGCCGCCGUUUCUGAUGAGAGCGUCGCAGGUGACUCGGGUGUCUUCGAGGCAUGCAACCGAAAAAGAUUAUCCGGGCCCAUCUCCGAUGUAGACCCAUUAGCUUCUGGCGAAAUGAGUCUAGAAACCGCACAAGUACAGAUUAAACUAAGGUAUUCAGUGAGUGACGGAUUACUUCAUGUUGGCAUUGAACGAGCGAGAAAUUUAGCCGCGCUUUUUAUACCCGACAACGCGCAAGUAUACAUCAAAGUCGCACUGCUGCCGAUGCAAUUACCCAUCAAUCAUACGUGUUGCACGAAAUCUGUCGUGGACUUGCGAAAACCGACUUUCGGCGAAACGUUCCCGAUCGCCGUGCCGCUUAACAAAUUGUACACGAAAACGCUGCAAGUGACACUUUGGUGCACCGAGGCUGAGAAAUGUUUGGGUUCUGCACAAGUCUCGUUGGCAGACUUUAGUCCAGAAUCUCCUAGCGUGAAAUGGUACAAUAUACUCUCCUUCCGCUUCAUGCAUCCAUCUGAUAGUCCCGGUACCAGUACCAACGGCACCUCUAUGAAUGUCAGAUUGACGAAGCACGACAAGCAGGAAUCGGAUAUUUCGGUAUACAGGAGCGUACAGAAUACGAAAGAAGAGAGUAGUGACGAGAGUACGAUAAUCAGUUCCCAAACGUCUACCUUGACGAGGAAUCAAGAUGAGUUGCAGUCAGCCGUAACGUUAAGGUUGGAAGAGUUGAAUUGUCUACGUAGUCCAGAAGAAGAGGAUGAGGAUGAUGAAAGUGGGAGCGAGGACAGCGACGAGGAAGGUAUCAUCGUAGAAUUUACGGUGGAGGAUAAUAUUCUAGAAGAUGUUUUAGAGCACGAGGAAGACGAAGAAUUGAACGAGGAAACGAGGCAAACGCAGGACAAGGAAACAAACACUGAAUGCGUGUUUAUUCCGGAACAGGGCAAGCAAAGAAAACUUUCUGCGGCUGGUGUUGCACCCGGCGCUAUUCAUGACGACAAAAACUCUAUUGUGAUUAAAAGAAGUCAAACAUUCUCACCUAGCGCAGCCGUUAGCAGAAAUCAUUACAUCUGUCGGCUUAAUCGCAGCGACAGCGAUAGUAGUAUGCCGCUUUAUCGCAGAGGCGGACCUUUCCAACGGAACUCAGUAGAAAGACGUUCCCUGCGAUGGCGUCGACCGUCCUCCGCUCUCAGUUACAAAAUCACGAAGAAGUCGUCUCAUUUGCUGCCUACAGCCAGAACAUCUUUGGACCUCGAAUUAGAUCUACAGGCGCAGCAUGCUAAACUGAAUAAUCUCCAAGAUGAGAUUAGUAGGUUACGAGAAUUGAAACAACGGCUAGAACAAGCGCGUGAAAGAGGCGAUACCGACUUAGCAACUUGGCUGCUAGAAGAUCAAAAAUUUCAAAAUCUCAUAGCACAGGCCGAAAGUGGCAAGAACGGCAAGAGCCUUGAGGAUAAGAAAGUGGAGAAGAUGUUAAAGAAAACUUCAAAAGAGAUUUACAAGUUGAGGAAAACGAAAGCUGGGAAGGGAAAACCCGAUAUGAUUUCUUUUAAAGAAAAGAUGGCUUUCUUUACGCGAGUGAAUUUGAACGUUCCUGUUCUGCCAUCUGAGGAGCUCGGAAAUGAAGGUAUAUGUUCUUCAACAUCACACACGCACAGAAAAUACGCAUCGGAGCCCGUCACUAGUGCUUUUAUAAAUUCCACGACAACACGAUUGAACAACAUUUCUGGUGGAAGUGCAUUGCCUGUCACGAAGAAUAGCAAUGUCACGGAUCGAAGUGUCACAAAUGUUGCCGUGAUUGUCAACGCAGACGAAGUCGUAUUGUCCAAUGCCGACAGUAAAUCUGUGAACGCUAAAGGUCGACCGGCGGCGGAGACCGAAGCGCGAAGUUCAGAGAAUGGUGAGAGGGAGGUUUUACCGAAAUCUACGGAGAAGAAUGGCAAUGGAGAGCCGAAGAGGUACGAAUAUGUUGUUGAUCGAGUUCUCGGUGUGGAAUCAGUCAUGGAGUUAGAAAACAAUGAGAGAUCACGAUAUGAGCGAUAUAAGGCACUGGAGGCCUAUGAGAAGCCUUAUAGUAAACCUAAGUAUUUCUGCGAUCUGGAUGAAAAGUCGCAGAAACUGGAUGCAAGUGUUAAACAAAAAGACAAGUCAGUACAGGAAUUAGUGGCUGUAAGAUCAGAAUUAGCUGGCAUUAGGAGAAGUUUGGCUGAAGCUGUAGAAACUGAAGCUCAGUCGGGAUCAGGACAUUCUCCAUACUUAGAAUAUAAAUUACCUAAGCAUCUACAACCGGACAAAUUUUCUAAAGAAAAAAUGGAGUUAGAGACAAAGUUAGAUGUGAAAAAUAAAGAAAUUCAAGAGAAGCAAAAGAGAAUAUUUGAAUUACAGGAUCAGGUCAGGAGGUUUUCUCAGAUAGAAUCUCAGGUAGAGGAGAAAACACGAAAAUUAGAAGCUUCCAAUAAGGAGAGGGAUUUAUUGGAAAAAGAAUUAAUAACUACAAGGUCAGAACUGGCAGGCAUUAAAAGGACGUUAGAAUUGGAACGACAAGAAAGGAGAGAUUUAGAAACUCGAGCGCUUGGAUUAAUAAGAGACGCUAAGCGAAAAUGGGAGAAUGCAGAGAAAGAUAAAAUUGCACAAUUAAAUAAGCAUAUUGAAGCACAAACUGUAAAAUUAACAGAAUUAUGCACAAGUAAUAAUGAAAUGAGUUCGCGUUUACAAAGGACAGAAGGUGAACUGCAAACUGCAAAUGCAGAAUUGGAUAAGUUGCGUGUAUUUCAAGCACAAUAUAAGGAAUCCUUGGCGAAAACGCGUGAAUUAAGUAGACAAAGUGUUCAAGGCGUAGAAAUUAAGUUAGAGGAGAUUGCUGUGCGCUCUCAUAAUCAAUUGGCCGAUUUACGAGCAAAAUUGGACUUUGAAGCAGCAAAGAACAUAGAUCUCGAGACUAGGUUACGAAACGAGCAGGAUUCAAAUCAUUGUCGCGAGUCAAGAUUAAAUGUUGCUUUAGAACUUGCUCAAAAUGAAUUAAGAGAUUGUCAGGAACAGUUACGUACUAUACAAGCCACGUUACCGGCAAGAGACACUGAGAUCGAAGCUUUGCGUAAACAGCUGCAAGAGAGAGCGGGACAGAUAGAUGAUCUAAAGUCAUCAGAGCAGUUGCUUACAACUAUGCAAGAACAGUUGGAAAGGAUGAAUCUUGAAAAUGAGCAAUUAAAGCAACAAUUGCAAGUUACCAAAUCUGAUCUAAAUGAAACCAUGAUGAAUUUAGAGCAAAGUGAAGCACUUGCUGUAAAUUUAGAACAAGCGGCACAAGAUAAAGUUGCAUUGCAAAAGAGAUUACAGGACUCUUUGGAAAAAGAAAAGGAACAAUUGCGCAAAGUGUGCAAUUUAGAAGAAUUAUUAAAACGUUUAGAAAAUAGUGUUACAAAGUUAGAAGCAGAAAAUGCUGUUCUUAAACAACUAGAUGAAGUACCACCUGCAACUCGCGCAACAAUUGUUGAAGCCACAGAUACAAAGGUAUUUCACAGACAAGAAGAAACAGAAAAACUGAAGCAGCAACUUCAAUCGUUAAGAGAAGAAUUAACAGUUGAAAAACAAACGGCGAAACAAGCCCAGUUGAAUCUAUGGAAGAAAGAAAAAGAAUUAUCAGAUGCUAACUUAGAUAAACGUAUAGCUGUAAGGGAAGCUAAACGAGCUGAGGAUAAAAUAAAAACUCUACAGGAUAAAAUAAAAACUCUACAGGAAGAGAAUCAAAAGUUACUCAAAAAAUUAAAUGAUAAAGUAAAAGAGGAAGAACAAAAUUCAAAGAAACUAUUAGAAGAAUUAAAUAUCGCGAAGACAUCAUUGAAUGAUAUUACAAAAGAGGCAUCUAGGCAUAAAAUGCAAGCAGAUUCAGCACAAAGAGCUUUAAUCCAAGCUAAUCAUCAAAUCGAAGAAUCACAAACUUCUAGUGCGUCGUUACGUAGAGAAUUGGAUGCGACUCGUAGGCAAAUACGAUCGAAUCAAGAGCGUGUCGAUACUCAGAAUGCCGAGAACAGGCGUUUGACACAGACAGUCACAGAUCUUGAAUCUAAAAUCGCAAAACUAGAACAGGAUAUCAAAGGGUACGAAAUAAAUAAUGAGUUGUUAAAGGAAACUUGUACAGUGUUAGAAGAGCAGUUAACGGAUUACGAAAGAUUAACAAGCGAUCAUGAAACGCGCGAAAAUAUGCUGAUUCAAGAUAAAAUGAAGCUACAAAGAGACUUGGAAGCUGCUGAAACAAAAGUUCGUGAAGCACAUAUUGCGCAGAACGAAGAGAAAACACGAAGAAUAGUUGCCGAACGCAACAUUGAACAGUUGGAAUCUGAAACAAGUGAUAUAGAAAGCGAGAGAAACGGUCUGAUCGUUCAAAGGGACCAGUAUAAGAAACUUGUUCAGGAACUUACUAUGCAAGUAGAAGAAUUGAAUACAAAAUGUGGUGAAUUGGAAUGCGAUUUCUCAGAAAUGGGUCAUGCUUUAGAGGCUGCUAAAGAAGAAUCGAGAGUCGUGAAAGAAGAAAGUAGCGAAUACUUGACGACAGUGCAUGAAUUGAAAGAGGAAAAUUCUGUGCUUAGGGAUAAUUUGCAGAAUAGCAUAGAUCAGUGUCAGGAACUGAGAUCAAGAAUAGCAGAGUUGGAAACCGUCAUAGAAGAGAUGAGACAGUUUUAUCAGAAAAGAGAGAUAAAGUAUGAAAGUGUUAUACAGCAACAAACUAAACUGAUUGAUUACUUGCAAUUUCAAUUGGAAGGAGGUGGUAAGAAAAAGAAGACGAAGAUAUGCGAAAUACUUGGUAUGAAACAGAAGGAGAAUAUGCCACCUAUGGGCACGGGCAUGCCUGUGGGAUAUCGCGAAUUAGAGAAUCAGCUCGCUAAAGAACAAGCGAAGGUGAAGACGUUGACAGAUCAAUUGUUAAUUCAGAAAGCUAGGGCUGCUUCCGCGCCUGCAUCUGCACCUACAUCUCCGACGACGCCAGAACGCGAAGGCAAAAAGGUGAAGAAUAUCACAGAAACUAGUACCUCAUUACUUAGGCAGUUAUCUCCGCAAAGGAUAGGACACAACAUUCCACAUAGAUUUAAUGUUGAAUUGCCUAUGCGUGCUGGAAAAUGCGCAGCAUGUCCAGAGGCUAUACAGUUCGGAAGACAUGCUCGGAUCUGCAGCGAGUGUCAAAUUAUGACGCAUUUAAAAUGCGCGGUGUCUGUACCUGCCAAUUGUGGUUUACCGAGUGGUUUGUCUAAAUACUAUUAUAAAUCUCAUAGAGAUAGCGAUGAGAGUAUAUCAUCAAUCGGAGAUAGCGUUCAGACUUUGGCGAUAGAUCAGCCGGAUAAACCAGAUGCAGAUUUACAAAAUACUCCUUACAAAGAGAAUGAAAUUUCUAUGGAAGGAUGGGUAAAAGUUCCUAGUAAAUCAAAAUCUUGCUGGGAGAGAAAGUAUUUGAAAUUGGAAGAACCGUGCCUAUGUCUCUACGAACGACAGCCAUGUGCGGGAGUGGUACCAAUCAGUCGUUUAAAUUUAAUAGAGAAUAAUGGCUUUAAUGUUUCUGAAGUAGUGCAACAUCCCGACGUAUUGGAUACAGCAAAAUCCGACAUCCCAUUUAUCUUUAGAAUAGAAUCGAAUUCUGUGACGACUUGUUGGCCUUCAUCUAGAUUGGACGUCAUGGCACUGAGUCAGGCUGAUAAGAGGAAAUGGCUUGAAACUUUAAAGAUUGUUACUGUUCAAAAUUCAUAUCCUAUAUCAAAAUGUAAAAAGUAUCAAAUUGUACUCAGAUUAGAAAAACAUCAGUUGGAUUUGAACUGUGUUGUGGAUCUGGGUGCGGAAAAUGUACUUUUGCUAGGUGCGAAAGAAGGUCUUUUUUCAUAUUGCGCUUUGAAAUCUCAAACGCUUACUACAAUUCGCGGUGUCAAGCAAAUACAUCAGCUUUCUUUACAUUCUCACUUGGAUUUGGCUUUAAUGAUAGCCGGUGAAUACAGGGAAUUAGUAUAUUGUAACUUGAGGCUAUUGAAGAAUAAUGCGUUGGCCGCCGAUUGUUCUAGACCAGCAAUCAGUACAAAGACUGUACUAUCUAUCUCUGAUAGUUGUCAUCUUUACCAAUUACAAGGCAAUAUACUAUGCGCCGCAACUACAUCUCGUGUGAUAUUGUUGAAAUGGAAAAUCGAAGAAGAUUUUGGAGAAUUCGUCAAACUUUAUAAAUUUGAUACACAAUUUGAUACACCUUGCAGUUGUGCUAUAUUUACUACAAAUCGUCUUAUUGUAGGUUGUGACAAAUUUUUACAGAUUGAUCUGCAAACUUACGUUGUAGAUGAAUUCCCAGAAGAAGAUAAUAACUCAAUUAAAGCGGCAAUAUCGGGUGCAGCGCAACUUGGCACAUUUCCUGUGUGUGUUCUAAAUAUUUCAAAUAUAUGUGGCACAGCGGAGCUUUUACUGUGCUACAAUGAGUUUGGUGUAUUUGUAGACGAAAAUGGUAGAAGGACUCGCGCUAUUGAUCCAGUGUGGAAUCAUUUACCAUUUGCUUUUGCAUUCUGCAAACCGUACUUAUUUAUUAUUCAUUUCUCAUCUGUCGAGAUUGUGAAACUCGAUGCAGAAGCAUAUAGUUCUUCGGAAAGGAACCCUGAACGUACCUUAAUCGAAUUAUCUAGUCCACGUUAUUUAGGCACAGCUGGUUCAAAAGGAAUUUAUGUGGCUACUAUUAAUUCUUACCUCGAAUUAUUGAAGAUAGAUGGUUUUGUUAGUAUGCCAACAUUGAACAGCAGUCUAACAAGUCUCGAUACACUAGGUCAGGAAGAUGAAAGUAGCUCAGAAUUUAGUUUUACAUCAAGCUUAAUGGAGGCUUUAGAUGGACAAGGGAAAAAAGUACACUUCGCUGGAGUGCAUAAACACUAAAAUAGAUUUUAUAUACAUAUGACAUUUAAUUUAAUCUCGAUAUUGCUACUUGGCUUAGAAGUUGUUUUUGUAUGUUUAUAUAUAACAAUAGUUAAGGCAAAAAAU
Messenger RNA from Trachymyrmex septentrionalis, 9168 nucleotides. RefSeq lists its product as uncharacterized. Gene Ontology annotation, biological process: actomyosin structure organization; peptidyl-threonine phosphorylation. The transcript has 23 exons. NCBI's taxonomy places the organism in Eukaryota, Metazoa, Arthropoda, Insecta, Hymenoptera, Formicidae. The coding region runs from base 112 to 9063 and encodes 2983 amino acids. The record is from RefSeq and is a predicted model, not a curated record. Gene Ontology annotation, molecular function: protein serine/threonine kinase activity. Gene Ontology annotation, cellular component: cytoplasm; cytoskeleton.